Molecule: messenger RNA, 306 nt
Organism: Sclerotinia sclerotiorum 1980 UF-70
Lineage: Eukaryota; Fungi; Ascomycota; Leotiomycetes; Helotiales; Sclerotiniaceae
Exons: 2
Coding region: 1-306 (101 amino acids)
Source: RefSeq, a predicted model, not a curated record
AUGUCUCACUUUACCUGCAUGCACGUUUAUUGGCGUCUGUUCGUUUCGUUUCGUUCUUUCGUUCGUUCAUCUCAUCUCAUUCAAGAAACGCCAAGUGCCGUUCUGAAGUUUAAAAUAUUAGUACCAAAAUCUUUUGUUCUAGAUGAAUGUGCCUGGCAGUGGGUACCUGCAUCGGAAAAGCCGACGGGCGGAAAAAUUAUGAAACGAAACGAAACGAAACAAAACGAAACGAAUUUCGAAGACGAGAGAAAAACAAAAAUCAAUCGCGGCGGCCACGGCGAUAUGAAACGGAAACGUUAUUUAUAA